Messenger RNA from Acipenser ruthenus (sterlet), 754 nucleotides. Its product is annotated as small ribosomal subunit protein bS21m-like. The transcript is spliced from 2 exons. Lineage: Eukaryota; Metazoa; Chordata; Actinopteri; Acipenseriformes; Acipenseridae. Bases 66 to 329 code for a protein of 87 amino acids. The record is from RefSeq and is a predicted model, not a curated record. Gene Ontology annotation, biological process: translation. Gene Ontology annotation, cellular component: ribosome. Gene Ontology annotation, molecular function: structural constituent of ribosome.
CUUUGUUAAUUCUGAUUCGUGUGCCGCCGCCGCCGGAGCGCUUAUUACUGCUGCACGUUAGCUAAAUGGCGAACCACCUGAAGUUCGUGGCUCGGACAGUGAUGGUCCAAAAUGGGAACGUGGACACGGCUUAUAAAACACUGAACAGGAUCCUGACGACCGACGGCAUCGUCGACGAGGCCAAGCGGAGGCGCUACUACGAGAAGCCGUGUCGCCGGCGGCAACGGGAGAACUACGAGGCGUGCCGACGGAUCUACAGCAUGCAGAUGGGGGAGAAGAUCUCCUUCCUCAUGAGGAGGAACAGGCAGGACCCCUGGGCCGGCUGCUAGACCCCCCCCCCCCCCCCCCCCCCUGUAUAACAAGCACAGCGGAACCUUCCACAAACACUGGGAGAGCGCCCCCUACAGCAUGGCUGACCAAACCUGGGUUUGUUUAGACCGGGGAUUCUUCAAAAGAACUGGGAUGGAAUUAAGACUCCCGUUGCUUGGCAGUUUGAUCCACUCCUGGUUUUGACUGUGAGUUUAAUUGCAGGGGUGCUAACGAGACUCUUUCCACUCUCUGGUCUUUGUUCCAAACCCUGUUCUGAAUCGUUUAAUUAUUCACCCUGUUAGAUAAACCUCCGUCCCUCCAUCCAGACCCCCUGAAGGAGUUCCUGCUCUCAGAUGAUCAGACGCUGGCUGUGCAGUCGCUGUGUGUGUCUUUAAAGAUUACAUUCUGUGAUCUUCUCAUCUCAAUAAAACCUAUUGCUGUUGUU